This is a messenger RNA of [Torrubiella] hemipterigena, 1736 nucleotides long. The record is from the annotation of a GenBank genome assembly. NCBI's taxonomy places the organism in Eukaryota, Fungi, Ascomycota, Sordariomycetes, Hypocreales, Clavicipitaceae.
CCUCCAUCAGCAUCGCGCGAUUCUGACUUGGCCCUCUCCGAAUAUCGAAUAGAAUACUCCCUCUUUUUCUUUUUACGUCUGUGUACCCGCCAUAUCACCAAUUCGCCCAUAAUGACUGCCAGAUCCGCGUCGAUUCUUCGUCGCUCUCUGCUUUAUGUCCCUGCGUCAUCGCAGAAGAUGCUCACAAAGUCGCUGUCUCUCACAUCUGAUAACAUAACAUACGACCUAGAAGACUCGGUCACGCCUACAGCCAAACCCUCCGCGCGCCAGCACCUCAAAAACCACCUUUCGUCAUUGACAUCACACCCACCAUCCAUUUCAGAGCUAGCAAUACGCAUAAACGCUGUAUCGACGCCUUUUGCUCUACAAGAUCUCACAAAUCUAUGUACUAGCGACAUGGUUGAUGCGGUCGUUGUACCUAAAGUCGAAUCGGCAGCAGACCUCUCCUUCGUUACGGAUGUUAUUCGACACGUAGCGCCUCAACGCCACGUUAACGACAGUCAAAAUCCAAUCAAAAUCAUUGCUUUAAUCGAAAGUGCUCGCGCAGUCAUGGAUCUCUCCGCUAUUUGCCAAGCUUCUCCGUACCUAAGCGGACUCAUAUUUGCAGCUGAAGAUUUCGCCCUCGACCUCUCCAUCACCCGCACGCCAUCUCUUACCGAGUUUCUAUACGCUCGUUCCGCCAUUGUUACUGCUGCUCGCGCAUUCGGUCUACCAAGCGCCAUUGACUUGGUUUGUACGUCCUUCCGCGGUGAAGAAGGCCUCCAGGCCCUUCGACAGGAAUGUGAAGGCGGCAAGGCCAUGGGUUUCAACGGCAAGCAGUGCAUUCAUCCAUCACAAGUGGAGGUAGUGCAAAGAUUGUAUGCUCCUACAGAAUAUGAAGUAGAAUGGGCUGUCCGUGUUGUCAUUGCGGAUGAGAAGGCGGCUGCGGCUGGUCGCGGAGCAUGGACACUGGAUGGCAAGAUGAUUGACGCACCAGUCAGUGGCAAAGCUAAAGCCAUAGUUGCCAAAGCUGAACAAUGUAGAAUGGAUGUUAAGUCACUCCAAAGCAAGUGGAAAGACCAGGAACCAGAGUAGAAGGCGAAUUUGGAAGAUAUUCCUAGUUAUCAUCAUGCUACCCAAAUCGUACUAUGCAAGGUAAUUACGUCUCCAAAAGUUGUCCAGGCCUUCAUUGCGUACGAGAGCCGAGGGCUCUAAUCUAGAAUGCCUUGAAGUGCAAUACAAUCUAUGGGUCUCUUGAUUAUGUCCCAAAGUACCAAAUCUAGCUUCCAUGAAUCGCCAAUCGUCAUCUGUGCUGAGGUCUUGUAGUAUCUGUUGAUCGACGCUUGCUACAGAAGCCAGUGGCCCAUAUUGAAUGCUCUGCACUCUUGAAUUGUAUACCUUGGGGAAGUGAGUUUUCUUUGUCGCCAAUUGACUUUCUGCUGCGGAUAGCCCGCGUAAGAGAUGUGUAUUCCUUUCCGAGUGGUCAGACGUCUCCGGAACACAGCUCGCAUCAAAUUUGAAAUCAGAACGCCGUUCAAUUUGCAUCAAUACCUCCCAUGAACGGGCAACGCUUUGAGGGUGGGAUGUGGUCAAGUCUUUUGGAAUGCGUCUGUCAGUCGGACGCUCCAACGAACAACGUCUCUUCGCAUUUUCAGCCAUGUUUCCAACCAUAGGGGAUAUUCUAGCAGUAUUUGGAAAUUCGGGUGUACAUCUUGCCCUGCCUUGAACAAUAUCAUUUAGUUUAUCUUUCCUCUGUU